AAUUUUUUUAUAUAAACCGACUUUUAGAUUUUUCCCAAGGAUAGGAUUGACCUUUCCUACUUAUAAUCAAGCCCGAAAUUAACUAUUUCCCGAAAUUACACGACGCCCGAGGAAAUGAAAUACAUUUAAAGUACAAAAUAGUCCCCCCAAAUUUUCCACCCCACGCCAGCCAAACCCUACGCUCACGCCCCCAACAAACGCGCCGUUUUUCCCUCGUCGUCCUCAUCAUCAUCCCCUUUCUCUCUCCAUCUCCACCCUCUGCGUUUUUCUCUCUUUAUUUUUCAUUUUUCUCGUCGAACCGUUUUUGUUUCUAUUUUACUUCUCUAUCCUUUUUAAAUUUUAAGUUAUUAUUUAUGUUUUCUACUAUUAGCCGUCCGAUCUGAAGCAGAUCCAGAUCUGAGACGAAGAUUUGAGAACACGCACCCCACGCGCCGAGAUCUGAUCUCAGGGGAAUGACCAUGGUGGUGAACGGGAGGCCCACGAAGAGACUGGUCAAGCGGCGUGUCACCGCCGAUCUCAGAGAUUUCCUCACCUUCCCCACCGUCGGGGACCAGGACUCGUCCUCCGUCGCCCCAAACCCGUUUAGGACGGCGGUACGGGCCUUCCUGACUAAGCACGCGCUCCUCCCUCCCCCAUCGUCGCUCUUCCCUCACCUGCUCACCUGGCAGAUCCUCUUCCGUGUCGGCGAUCUCGCCGGAGGCGACGGCGGACCCGCCGUCGUCUGCCUCGACGUCGUGGAGGAGGAUGUUGAAAGAUCCAGAUCCGUUUAUUGCGACCAGUGUCGCGUCGUGGGAUGGAGCAGCAAUCCAGUGAGUGCAAAGCGGUACCAUUUCAUAAUCAAGGCCGAUGGGAAUUCAAUCGGUGGCUACAACAAAACAUGUGCUGGUUGUGGCGAAUCCCUUCAUAUGUCCGACUCCAGGUGCAAGUCAUGCAACCAUGUCAUGACCACUGAAGACGUCGAUGACUGGAUGUAUCAGCAGCUCGAGAACACAACCCAUCUUCUUCACGGCGUGAUUCACGCCAAUGGCUACGGCCAUCUUCUUAGAGUCAACGGGAGAGAAGGUGGGUCCUGCUUGCUCUCGGGCCGCCACAUAAUGAACUUCUGGGAUCGUCUUUGCCAAAUGCUUGGGGUCAGGAAAGUGAGCGUGAUGGACGUGUCAAAGAAGAACGGGCUCGAUUUCAGGCUGCUUCAUGCAGUCAUCAAGGGCCACCCGUGGUAUGGUGAGUGGGGCUAUCAAUUUGGUGCCGGAAGCUUUUCUUUGACACUCGACGACUACAGAACAGCUGUUGCCAGCCUGUCUUCACUUCCCCUGUCAGCAUUCCAAUCUCAGGGGAGGAAGCCCCGAACAUGCCUUCAGGACAUGAUCUUGUUUUACCAGUCCAUGUCUGAGCGUGAGCUCGUGAGCGUUCGGGACCUCUUCACUUUCCUGAUGAGUUUGAUUCGUGAUGUUCUCCAAUUAACCCACCUAAAGCUAGACGAGUCUUCUCCGUGCAAGAAGCAGAGGACAUGCGAAUCGAGGGCCUUGUGUUCGUGGACGGUGGAUGAUGUGAGACGAGUGGAGGAUGCGAUGUUAAAGGUGUUGCGUGCUGUGAGUGGGUCCAACUGGGUUGGGUGGCGUGCUCUCAGAGGUGCAGUUUGCAAGUCGGGUAGUCCCGAGCUUCUGGAUUACUGCCUUAAGGAACUGAAAGGGAAAGAGGCGGCUCCAGGCUUGGUUGUGGUUGCCCGUUGCAUCUCUGACUCCGGCGCCAUGGAGUUUAGGCUUGAGCCAGGAAGUGCAUCCACUCCACAGGAGAUCAACACCCCUCUGAACAACUCUCACGACAACAACACAAACCAUCGAUCUGAAGAACGUCUCCUUCGUGACCUCAAAUAUCUACACGAGUGCAUGCUCAACCCAUCAACAAUGGCCCCACACAUCCCCCCAUCAAAGCGAAACGCUGCAGUCAGCUCUGCCACCAAAAUCCUCGACUGCAAGCAGUUCGUUAAAGAUUACCACCUCACAAACCAUCUCUUCUCCACCUUAAACCCCAAGCAGAAAAACUCUAUCCACCUCUUAUGUGAAAUUGACCUCACCGAACAACAGCAGCACGAGGUAAUAUGCAAUCUCAAAAAUCCCCCUCUCGAGAUUCUCGUUCUCUCACCCAAAGCCACAAUUGCCGACCUCAAGAAUGAAGCCAUGAAAGCCUUUCAGGAUGUUUACCUGAUGUUCAGAAGGUUCCAGGCAGAUGAGUUGGUCGGGUAUGGGGCCGUGGACGAGUCGACUCAGGUGAAGCUGUUAUUGGGCUCGACUGAGUGUGUAAAGAUACGGGGAAGGUUUAUAGGGAAGAACAGUGUGAGUAGGUUUAGGAUGGAGAGAGGAAUUGAGAGGUGGAUUGUGGAUUGCUUGUGUGGGGCUAAGGAUGAUGAUGGGGAGCGAAUGCUGGCUUGUGAUGUUUGUAGCAUAUGGCAGCACACGAGGUGUGCUGGCAUUUUGGAUUCGGAUUGUGCGCCAGCUAAGUUUUUCUGCUACAGGUGUAGUAGGAAUGUGGGCCAGACGGGAAAUGCCAGCUGGCAGUGCCGGAAUGAGGUGGUGGAUAGUGGUGGUGGUGGUGAUAAUGGGGCUGAGCUGGGUAUGAUGUGCCUGACUAACACUAACACUGGGGUUUUGUAAUUUAUAAAUGUGUUGGUUUUUCUCUUUUAUCGUUGGGCUUUUUUAGGCUUGGUCUGUUUUUUCUUUUUCUUGGCCGUUUUUCCCUUGACCACGAUUAAGGUUUGGUGUGGUAUGUGUAAAUAUGAAACAGGGCCUUGGAAAUGAUUUCCAGUGGAUGUGUUGGGGUUAGUUAAGCCCGGAGUGGCAUUUUUCCCUGCGGGGCGGUAUCUUGGUUGGCAAGGGUUUUGUGUAAAUUAUCUCUGAUUUUUUGGUUUUUUUGCUUGCACUUUAUAAUGCAUGGGUUCUUAUAAUUCUUAUAAUGAUGUGUUAUUGAAGGGCGCUGUAAAAAUUCAAAAUGUGGAAACUAUGUUGGAGGUUCGGUUUAUGUGGG
Molecule: messenger RNA, 3021 nt
Organism: Striga asiatica
Lineage: Eukaryota; Viridiplantae; Streptophyta; Magnoliopsida; Lamiales; Orobanchaceae
Source: the annotation of a GenBank genome assembly